Messenger RNA from Orycteropus afer afer, 2637 nucleotides. RefSeq names its product kinesin family member 6 (gene KIF6). Gene Ontology annotation, biological process: microtubule-based movement; mitotic spindle organization. Bases 1 to 2637 code for a protein of 878 amino acids. The record is from RefSeq and is a predicted model, not a curated record. Gene Ontology annotation, molecular function: microtubule binding; ATP binding; microtubule motor activity. NCBI's taxonomy places the organism in Eukaryota, Metazoa, Chordata, Mammalia, Tubulidentata, Orycteropodidae. The transcript has 23 exons.
AUGGUGAAGCAGACGAUCCAGAUUUUCGCGAGGGUGAAGCCCACUGGCCGGAAGCACCAACAAGGGAUUUAUUCUAUAGAUGAAGAUGAAAAAUUAAUACCUAGCUUGGAAAUUAUCUUACCACGUGAUUUGGCAGAUGGAUUUGUGAAUAAUAAGCGAGAAAGCUACAAAUUUAAAUUUCGAAGAAUUUUUGAUCAGGAUAUAAAACAAGAGACCAUUUUUGAAAGCAUUGCCAAACCUGUGGCUGAAAGUGUUCUGGCAGGUUACAACGGGACUAUCUUUGCAUAUGGACAAACAGGCAGUGGUAAGACGUUCACCAUCACAGGUGGGGCAGAGCGUUACAGCGACAGAGGCAUUAUCCCAAGGACACUAUCUUACAUUUUUGAACAGUUGCAAAAGGACAGCAGCAAAAUAUAUACAAUACACAUUUCCUAUUUGGAAAUCUACAAUGAAUGUGGUUAUGAUCUAUUGGAUCCAAGACAUGAAGCCUCCAGUUUGGAAGAUUUGCCGAAAGUGACAAUAUUGGAGGACCCUGAUCAGAACAUUCACCUGAAAAACCUGUCUCUUCAUCAGGCAACCACAGAGGAAGAAUCUCUGAAUCUGCUUUUCUUAGGGGACACCAACAGAAUGAUUGCAGAGACUCCUAUGAACCAAGCUUCAACACGUUCCCACUGCAUUUUCACUGUUCAUUUAUCAAGCAAGGAACCAGGAUCUGCAACAGUCCGUCAUGCCAAACUCCAUUUGGUUGACCUGGCUGGUUCAGAGCGAGUUGCAAAGACUGGAGUUGGGGGCCAGCUUCUAACAGAGGCCAAGUAUAUCAACUUGUCACUACAUUACUUAGAACAGGUUAUCAUUGCCCUUUCAGAAAAGCACCGCUCACACAUCCCCUAUAGGAAUUCCAUGAUGACCAGUGUCCUAAGGGACAGUUUAGGAGGGAACUGCAUGACAACCAUGAUCGCAACACUCUCUUUAGAAAAGAGGAACGUCGACGAAUCUAUAUCUACCUGCAGAUUUGCACAACGAGUGGCACUCAUAAAGAAUGAAGCUGUUCUUAAUGAAGAAAUUGAUCCCAGAUUGAUGAUUAUACGUUUACAGAAGGAAAUACAGGAACUGAAGGAUGAACUAGCCAUUAUCACUGGGGAGCAAAGGACAGAGGCACUUACGGAAGCAGAGGUCCUUCAGCUGGAAAAACUAAUUAUAUCCUUUUUGGAAGACCAAGAUCCAGAGAGUAAACUAGAGGUUGGCGCUGACAUGCGUAAAAUUCAUCACUGUUUUCAUCAUUUAAAGAAACUGUUGAAUGAUAAGAAGAUCCUUGGGAAGAGUUCAGUCUCCUGUGAAGUCAAAGACCAAGACCAAGACUGCCAAGAAACAUUGAAAAAGGAAGAAUAUAAAAAGCUACAAGAUAUUCUAAAGCAGAGAGAUAAUGAAAUCAAUAUCUUGGUCAAUAUGUUAAAAAAGGAAAAGAAGAAAGCUCAGGAUGCUCUUCACUUAUGUGGCAUGGAUAGAAGUGAAUUUAGACACUCACAGAGCUCUCCUUUCCCACCUGGGAAAGCAGAAGAAACUCAGAGGAUGUUGCUGUCUUCAGCUCCCAGACAGGCCCAGGACAUCAGCCCUUCCCAGCACAGAUCCAGUUUGCUCCACAAAAAAACAGGGAUGAGAGAAGAAAUGUCAUUUGGACGCCAGGAAGCUUUUGAAAUCUUCAAGAGGGACCACGCUGACAGCAUUACCAUUGAAGACAACAAACAGACUCUGAAACAGAGAUUUUCUGAAGCAAAGGCCCUGGGAGAAAGUAUAAAUGAAGCAAGAAGUAAAAUUGGUCACCUAAAGGAAGAAAUCACCCAGCGGCAUAUGCAGCAAGUAGCUCUAGGUAUCUCAGAAAACAUGAUUGUGUCCUCACGGCCAGACCUAGUGGAAGAGAAGCUGCGAGCACAACUGGAGGAAGAAAAGAGAAGGUAUAAAACCAUGUUCACUCGCCUGAAAGCCCUGAAGGUGGAGAUAGAGCACUUACAGCUGCUUAUGGACAAAGCCAAGGUGAAGCUGCAGAAAGAAUUUGAAGCUUGGUGGGCAGAGGAGGCCACCAGCCUGCAGGCAAACUCUCCAGCAGUGAAUUCACUUGAUCACAUGAAGUUGUCUCCCCAGACAUCUGAACCGCAGUACGAACAGCCUUGGAAUCUCUCUAAUAAAAGAGAUGGGAAUGCCAGGAAAAUCUUGCCUUCACCUGCAUCGUACAGCCAGAAAAGCAGCACCAGCACCCCCCUGGGAGACAGUGAUGUGAAUGCCAGGAAAAUCUUGCCCUCACCACCCUGUCCUGCAUCGUACAGUCAGAAAAGCUGCACCAGCAGUCCCCUGGAAGACAGCAUCUCCAAGAGGCCGAUGUCAUCCAUCCCUCUCACAGGGGACAGCCAGACUGACUCUGACAUCCUAGCCUUCAUCAAGGCCAGACAGAACAUUCUGCAGAAGAAAUUGACUCUGUAUAUCCCUUUCAUCCUCUUCCUUGUCCUCUCAGGACAAGAAGCCAAAGUGGAGAAAUCUCAGUCUGUAAACAUGGCCUUUGCUAUACCCUACAGGUCCAUAGCAGAAGUUGCUGGACUCUUGGUUCUGCUCUCCAGACUCCUAGAGUCUUUCCCAGGUGCCUGA